UCUUACCGGACCCGGACAGUAGACACACCGUCGUGGAUUCGCGUCAUUCGCUCUGGUAGCAAGUUGAAGACACUUUCAGGUGUCUUAUCAAACAGAAACAUGUCUAUAUUUACUCCAACAAAUCAGAUCCGACUGACCAACGUGGCGGUGGUUCGGAUGAAGAAAGGAGGGAAGCGCUUUGAAAUCGCGUGUUACAAAAAUAAAGUCGUUAGCUGGAGAUCUGGAGCAGAGAAAGACCUAGACGAGGUGCUGCAGACACACUCUGUUUUUGUGAAUGUUUCUAAAGGUCAGAUGGCGAAAAAGGAUGAUUUGGUAAAAGCUUUUGGCACAGAUGAUCAGACUGAAAUCUGCAGACAGAUUUUGGCCAAAGGGGAACUCCAGGUCUCUGAUAAGGAGAGGCAGAGCCAGCUAGAGACCAUGUUCAGAGACAUUGCCUCCAUCGUGGCAGAGAAGUGUGUGAAUCCAGAGACUAAAAGGCCUUACACCGUCAGCCUCAUCGAGCGAGCCAUGAAGGACAUCCACUACUCUGUGAAGCCCAAUAAGAGCACCAAGCAGCAGGCCCUGGAAGUGAUUCGGCAGCUGAAGGAGACCAUGGAGAUCCAGAGAGCCCACAUGAGGCUGCGGCUGGUGAUACCGGCCAAGGAGGCCAAGAGGCUGAAAGAGAAGCUCAAACCUCUCCUGCAGGUGGUUGAGAGCGAAGAGUUCGACGAAGAGCUGGAAAUGGUUUGUCUGGUGGAUCCUGGCUGCUUCAGGGAGAUCGAUGAGCUGAUCCGCUGUGAGACCAAAGGCCGCGGAUCUCUGGAGGUUGUCAGCCUGAAAGACGUGGAGGAAGGAGACGAGAAGCUGUAGGCGCUCACCGAGCUUAACACCUCACUGGAGCGCAAAGCCUAAAACUGCUAACAAAACAGACUGUUUAUUGUCUCUUCACCUUAUAUUCAGCCUUGCAAAACAGCAGCUAUGUUUAAAAACAAACUAAUUUAAUGCUGAAAAGAGUGGAUUUUAAAGCAGGGUUCAGCUCUGAAAAUGUACAAAUGGAUGGUCAGUAAUAGGAUCUGACUUACAUUUUCAUAUUUAUUAUAUUUUUGUCCUGGUGGGGACUUUUUUUGACUCUAGCUUCUAUUUGCAUCGCUUUCUUUAUAGACCCAGAAAUAUAUUUAACUGCAACAAUUAAUCCUGCUCUGAAGCUAAACUUCACAAUGAUUGUUUUAAUUUGUUUAAACACAGAUUGUACAAAUGUAAAAUAAAUAGAAUGGGUAUAACAGCAAAUAAUUAUACACAUCAUUGCACUUUGGUCGCCCCUGGUAGAAAUUUGUCAGAUAAACUAAUCGCAAUACAUUGCGAGGGAAUAAAACAAUCAUUUAGACAUAGUCAUAUUUUGCAGUAUGACCUUAGCAAUAUGACUAACACAAUUUACAGAAUAUUUGUUUCCCAUUUCUUUAAAGGACUAAAAUAAAGUGACACUAAGGUCCUUUUAAGUCACUCUGAAAUAGGAAAGACUGCAGAUGAUUGUAUUUAGAAACAUUCUCCGACUGUAUGGCACCACUAACCUU
Cyprinodon tularosa is the source of this 1550-nucleotide messenger RNA. It is a transcript of the gene sbds, whose product is annotated as SBDS ribosome maturation factor. Gene Ontology annotation, biological process: cytosolic ribosome assembly; ribosome biogenesis. The transcript is spliced from 5 exons. NCBI's taxonomy places the organism in Eukaryota, Metazoa, Chordata, Actinopteri, Cyprinodontiformes, Cyprinodontidae. Bases 100 to 849 code for a protein of 249 amino acids. The record is from RefSeq and is a predicted model, not a curated record.